AUGUCGCUUCUGGCUCCUGCAGCUAGAGCAGGACCUUCCAGGUCAACGGCAACCACGGCAGCGGCAGCAGUGGUCCUAGGACGCUCUGGAGCUGUUGUGCCGCGGAGACAUUCCUCCACGCGUCCAGUUCCUGGGACACCCUCGCAACCCGGAUACUUUCAAAAGAAGGACCCAAAUGAAAAACUGAGGAGGAAAAUACCUACCUUCAAACAGUUGCAAAGACUUCCAGCCUCACAGAUGGUUCACGAGCUCUUCAAUGGAAAUACGGUCGGGUCCCUUGAAUCAUUGCCACUGAAGAGUAAUGUGGCGCGUACUCCCUCGUCACUCUACCAGAUCAGAAAAUUCGAAAUGAAUCGUCCUGACCCAUUGAACGUUUAUGGUGCUCCCAGAAAUCUGAAAUAUGAGUAUACCGUUCUCACCAAACCAUAUAAUGUUGUACGAGAGAUCACCCAAGAAGCUCUGAGGUUUGUAUCCCAUUCGAAGGGCACGCCAAGUCUUGACUCUCGUGUAGUGCUGACUGGUCGCGCAGGGUCAGGGAAGAGUGUGCUUUUGCUCCAAAUUGUAGAGUGUACUAUUCAAGACGGAUGGGUGGUCAUUUAUAUCCCUCGAGCCGUCAACCUCGUUAACUCAACCACCCCCUACGUGUAUAACAUCCGCACACAAACCUAUCAACAACCCUCGUAUUCCUUCCAGAUCUUGCAGCGCAUGCUAACAGUUAACGGAGGCGCGUUAUCUAAAAUCCAGCUGUCGGAAGACCUUGUGCUAGAAAGGCAAACCGUGCGCGCCGGUACGCCACUGUCCGCCGUUAUUGAAAUCGCCAUCGCGGAGAAGGAGAGAUCAAUAGGACAGUCUCCCGCUAUCCUGGAAGCUGUCAUGAAAUCUUUGGAGGUCCAAACACAAUAUCCCGUACUUCUGGCGGUUGACGAUUUCCAGGCUUUGUACGGUAAGACCGCUUACCGAGAUCCACAUUUCGACGCCAUUAGGUCAUACCACCUGUCAAUACCAAGAAUGAUCAUGGAAUACGCUUCCGGGAGGAGAAACUUUGCUCGUGGUGCAGUUUUUGGAGCCCUUUCUCUAUCUCAAUCCAACUACCCUCUGCCUCUUGAACUCCGCGAUGCUCUGCAGUUACAAGAGCUAGAUGCAUACCCUGUGUCUCCAUACCUCAAGCGCAGCAAGGAUAUGCUGGCGUACACUGAAGGCCUCAGAAAACUUGAAGUCCCGGCGAAGCUGAGUAUGCAGGAAGCACUAGCCGUUUUCGAGAUCUGGAAGAAACGCAUGGCUAUUGGAAAAGAUAACUCAUUCUACGAUGAGAUUUUCCUUAGCAAGUACACGGAAUCAGGUGGAAACGCUAGGGAUUUUAUCUGGAAAGGUCUUCUUUCCACCACUGAUCUAUAA
Molecule: messenger RNA, 1395 nt
Organism: Psilocybe cubensis
Lineage: Eukaryota; Fungi; Basidiomycota; Agaricomycetes; Agaricales; Agrocybaceae
Exons: 9
Coding region: 1-1395 (464 amino acids)
Cellular component (GO): mitochondrial small ribosomal subunit
Molecular function (GO): structural constituent of ribosome
Source: RefSeq, a predicted model, not a curated record